AUUUUAGAUUGCAAAAUUCAAACCGCUCAUCACUAAUUCAUAUAAUUACAAUGCGAUAUUUGUCAUAUCAACGUCAGCGCAAAUUCAUUGUAAGUGCAUUGUAUCAUCUUGGAACUGCAAGUAAACAUACUUUAAGCGUAAAUACCGGCAUGUCGGAAAAGACUGAAAAGGUUGCUACCGAAACUUUUGUAUAUCCUCAAGCUCGUAAGGAUAUUACAAUUGAAGAUAACUUUCACGGCACGAAAGUAAAAGACGUCUAUCGUUGGCUUGAGGAUCCUGACGCAGUAGAGACUCAGGAUUAUGUUGAUAGUCAAAAUAAGAUCAGUCAACCGUUUCUUGAAGAUUGCGAGCAAUGGAAAAAAGUAAAUAGUAAACUUACCAAAUUGUGGAACUAUCCGAAAUAUGGAUGUCCAAUGCAAUACGGAAAAUAUUAUUAUUAUUUCAUGAAUACUGGCUUGCAAAACCAGAGUGUUAUGUAUCAACAAGACUCUAUAGAUGGAGAGAGCAAAGUAUUCCUCGAUCCCAACAACUUGUCUGAGGAUGGCACAAUUGCAUUGUCUCAAAAAUCUUUCUCUGAUAAUGGUGAAUUUAUGGCUUAUGGGCUUAGUGAGAGUGGCUCCGACUGGAUUAAAAUACGUAUUCGUAAUGCUGAAACCGGAAAAGACUUUGACGAAAUACUUGAAAAGGUUAAAUUCUCUGAGAUUUCGUGGACCAAGGACAACAAGGGUUUCUUUUACGGAAGGUAUCCAGACCAAGACGGCAAAACGGAUGGAUCCGAAACGAAACAAAACCAAAACCAAAAACUUUAUUAUCAUCGCAUUGGAGAAAGUCAGGAUAAAGAUGUCUUGGUUGUUCAAAUUCCCAAUGAACCAUCUUGGCGUUUCCAAUCUGUUGUAUCUGAUUGUGGAAAAUAUUUGAUAUUAGCGAUUGUUAAAGAUUGCCGGGACAAUAUUGUAUACUACGCUGAUUUAAUACCCGGAGAAGAUAUCAAUUCGGAGCUGGAAGUGAAAACCAUUAUAGAUAAAUUUGAAUCAGAUUACGACUACAUAACAAAUGAGGGUUCAAAGGUAUAUUUCCGUACAAACAAAAAUGCUCCAAACUACCGCGUCAUAUGCAUUGACUUUGACAAUCCAUCUGAAGAAAAUUGGGAAACUUUAAUACCAGAACAUGAAAAGGAUGUAUUGGACUGGGCUAAAUGUGUCAACGAAGAUAAAAUUCUUCUCAGUUAUAUAAGAGAUGUUAAGACAAUUUUGCAAGCCAAUUCGCUGCAUACUGGAAAACUCAUUCGCGAAUUUGAUUUGGAUAUUGGUACUAUUGUUGGAACUACUGGAAAGAAGAAGUAUUCGGAGAUAUUCUAUAAUUUUUCAUCUUUCCUAAAUCCUGGAACAAUUUACCAUUACGAUUUUAAGUCGCCGGAUGAGGCCCCAAAGGUGUUUCGAGAAAUUAAACUUAACUUGGAAGGAUUCAAUCGCAAUGAUUACACAGUUGAGCAAAUUUUUUACUCCAGCACAGAUGGUACCAAGGUACCAAUGUUUAUAAUCCGGAAAAAGCGAGAUACUAUUGAACCACGACCAUGUUUGCUUUAUGGUUAUGGGGGAUUUAAUAUUAGCAUGCUGCCAUCAUUUGGACUUACUGGUCUUAUGUUUGUGGACACAUUCGAUGGCGUAUUGGCGUAUCCCAAUAUCCGUGGGGGUGGCGAAUACGGUGAAAAAUGGCACAAUGGCGGACGAUUGCUUAAUAAGCAAAAUGUUUUUGAUGACUUCCAGUCGGCUGCUGAAUAUUUGGUUAAAAACAAUUAUACGUCGAAAGACCGAUUGGCAAUUCAAGGAGGAUCCAAUGGUGGUCUUUUAGUCGGUGCUUGUAUCAAUCAGCGUCCAGAUUUGUUUGGUGCAGCUGUUGCUCAAGUUGGUGUAAUGGACAUGUUACGUUUCCAUAAGUUUACUAUUGGUCAUGCUUGGUGUUCAGACUAUGGAAAUCCCUCUGAAAAAGAACACUUCGAUAAUCUAUACAAGUUUUCGCCCUUGCACAAUGUUCAUACACCACAAAUUAAAAGUAAAGAGUAUCCAGCUACACUAAUUUUAACAGCUGAUCACGACGACCGGGUUAGUCCGCUGCACUCGUUGAAGUUUGCCGCAGCAUUGCAAGAAGCUGUGCGCGAUUCUGAUAUCCAAAAGAAUCCUGUACUACUGCGCGUAUACAAAAAAGCAGGUCACGGCGCUGGAAAACCAACAUCAAAGAGAAUUGAGGAGGCCACCGACAUUGUUACAUUUAUGAUAAAGAGUCUUAAUGUCGACGUGAUUAACCUUUAAUUUUUAAUUCAAAUAUUUAUAUACUUAUCCGAAAACUUGAUUUGUGUCCAUUUAAAUCUAAAUUAUGUACAACUGAUGGGCCAAUAAUAAUAAAAUGCAUUUACAUUGAAGAAA
Messenger RNA from Drosophila albomicans, 2423 nucleotides. RefSeq names its product prolyl endopeptidase. Gene Ontology annotation, cellular component: cytosol. Gene Ontology annotation, biological process: proteolysis. Lineage: Eukaryota; Metazoa; Arthropoda; Insecta; Diptera; Drosophilidae. The transcript is spliced from 10 exons. The record is from RefSeq and is a predicted model, not a curated record. The coding region runs from base 51 to 2309 and encodes 752 amino acids. Gene Ontology annotation, molecular function: oligopeptidase activity; serine-type endopeptidase activity.